AUGGAGUCCGCAGAACACACUAGUCAGGCUAAUCUCGCUAAGAAAGAGGAGAAGUCUUUGACCGGCGAUAUUUUCCCUGAGCAGGAAAAGGUAGUCGUCCAAACUGCACCGGCUGAGCUCAACGCCGAGCACGCAGGCCAGCCCACCACACCUGAGGGAACCGAACACCCAAAAGGUCCCACACUGGCUUUGAUUACACUGGCAUUGUGCUUAGGCGUAUUCUUGGUGGCUCUUGACAACAGCAUCAUUGCCACAGCGAUUCCGAAGAUUACCAGCCAAUUCCACAGCCUUGAUGAUGUUGGAUGGUAUGGAAGUGCAUACCUCCUUACUACGGCUUCCCUUCAGCUACUUUUCGGGAAGUUUUACACUUUCUUCAACAUCAAAUGGACCUUCCUCGUCGCCAUUGGCUUGUUCGAGCUGGGGAGUCUGAUCUGCGGCGUGGCUAACAGCAGUCUGACGCUUAUCAUGGGCCGUGCCAUUGCUGGAAUUGGGUCUGCUGGAAUUUUCUCAGGCUCGCUCAUCAUGGUGGCUCACUCAGUGGCCUUGGAAAAACGCCCAUUAUACAAUGGCCUUAUCAGUAGCAUGUUCGGCAUUUCGUCCGUGGCUGGACCUCUGCUUGGUGGGGCUUUCACCGACAAAGCGACAUGGCGGUGGUGUUUUUACAUCAAUCUUCCCAUCGGAGCUGUCACUAUCUUGGUAAUUGCAAUCUUUUUCCCUGCCCCCAAUCACCAUAUCAAAGAAACGACAUGGGCGGAGCGCAUUAAAAAAUUUGACCCGGUGGGUUCAGCUCUUUUCCUCCCUGCCAUUGUCUGCUUGUUGCUAGCUCUGCAGUGGGGUGGCACCAUCUAUGCCUGGAAUAGCUGGCGCGUCAUUCUGCUGUUUUGCCUUUUUGCUGUUCUGAUUCUCUUGUUUUUGCUUGUCCAGUACAGACAGCAAGACAACGCUACGGUGCCACCACGCAUUUUCUUCCAGCGCACUAUUUGCUCCGCUGCCCUUUACAGUUUCUGCCUCGGCGCUGCCUUCCUAUCUUCUGUGUACUUCUUACCCAUCUGGUUCCAAGCCAUAAAAAAUGCCAGUCCCGUGAGCUCAGGGAUCAUGAAUCUGCCGAUGCUGAUUUCUGUUGUGGUUGCUUCUGUUGUAUCGGGAUUCAUCAUCACCCUCAUCGGUUACUACACACCCUUCAUGAUUUUCGGUUCAGUCCUUCUCGCUAUCGGCUACGGUCUCAUGAGCAUGUUCCACGUGGACACAUCCAAAGGCGUUUGGGUCGGCUAUCAGAUACUUGCUGGCGUUGGCGUUGGUGCUGGUAUGCAGCAAUCUAUGAUUGCUGCCCAAGUUGUUCUUGAUAUUUCUGAUAUACCCAGCGGCACAUCUAUCAUCGUCUUCACCCAGACUCUUGGCGGUGCGCUUUUUAUUUCUAUUGGAAACAAUGUUUUCAGAAACAAGCUGGUUGAGUAUCUCGCAAAGAACCUCCCCAACCUGGAUCCAGCUUUGAUUCUCAACACCGGUGUCACUGGCCUCCGCAGUGUUGUCGACAAGACUGACCUACCCGCAGUCCUCCUUGCUUACAAUGACGCACUUACUCAAACUUUCAUUGUCAGUGCAGCUGUGGCCUCUGUCAGCAUGAUCGGUGCUUUGGGUGUGGAGUGGAAGAGUGUCAAGGGCAAGGAUCUUGCCCCGGGAGGAGCCGCAUGA
This is a messenger RNA of Penicillium vulpinum, 1692 nucleotides long. RefSeq names its product MDR family MFS transporter. Gene Ontology annotation, molecular function: transmembrane transporter activity. NCBI's taxonomy places the organism in Eukaryota, Fungi, Ascomycota, Eurotiomycetes, Eurotiales, Aspergillaceae. Gene Ontology annotation, biological process: transmembrane transport. The coding region runs from base 1 to 1692 and encodes 563 amino acids. The transcript has 3 exons. The record is from RefSeq and is a predicted model, not a curated record.